Molecule: messenger RNA, 4382 nt
Organism: Gadus morhua (Atlantic cod)
Lineage: Eukaryota; Metazoa; Chordata; Actinopteri; Gadiformes; Gadidae
Product: NLR family CARD domain-containing protein 3-like
Exons: 8
Coding region: 241-3234 (997 amino acids)
Molecular function (GO): protein binding
Source: RefSeq, a predicted model, not a curated record
GAGAGGUCAAAGGGUGACGGUGCUCAGUCUGUACAGCAGCAUCAAGCAGAGCUGAUCAAGAGAGCUGAGGAGAAUGCACAUGCUUUUCUAGACAAGGAGCUGAAGAAGAUCUGGAGGGAUCUUUUCAUAGAUUACCCACAAAGCUCAGAGAUUCAGAGGGAGGAGGAGGGGGAGGGUAAGAACGAGGAGCAGAGGAGGCGUGCCAUAGAGGGAGUUGUGGACAUCACAAAGCUCUGCCUGAUGGAUAUGAACCAGGAGGAACUGGCCGACUCACUGUGGAGUGGAGCUGUUUCUGUCCAGCACCGGCAUAUACUCAAGUCUUAUUUGAAGAAGAAGUUCCAGUGCGCGUUUGAGGGAAUCGCUAAAGCAGGACAGCCAAAACGUCUGAAUGACUUCUACACAGAGCUCUUCAUCCUAGAGAGAGUCAGUGGAGAGGUCAACAAGGAACAUGAGGUAAGACUGAUAGAGAAGGCUUCCAAGAAACCAGCCAAUGAGGAAACACCAAUCAGAUGUGAAGACAUCUUUAAACCCUUACCUGGACAAAGUAAACCAAUCAGAACAAUAAUGACAACCGGAGUGGCCGGCAUUGGUAAGACAAUCCUAACACACAAGUUCAUUCUGGACUGGGCGGAAGGCAAAGCCAACCACGACAUAGACUUCACAUUUCUCCUCACUUUCAGAGAGUUGAAUUUACUGAAAGGGAAAGAGUUUAGCUUAGUGGAACUUCUUCAUCAGUUUUCUGUUGAAGCCAAAGAAUCAGGACCCUACAUAUCCGACCAUGACCAAGUAGUCUUCAUCUUGGAUGGUCUGGAUGAAUGUAGACUUCCUCUGGACUUCCAGAACAACCCGAUCUGGACUGAUAUCACAAAGCCGACCUCAGUGGACGUGCUGCUGACAAACAUCAUCAGGGGAUUCCUGCUUCCCUCUGCUCACAUCUGGAUAACCACACGCCCUGCGGCAGCCAAUCAGAUCCCUGCUGAGUGUGUUGACUUGGUGACAGAGGUGAGAGGGUUCACUGACCCACAGAAGGAGGAGUACUUCAGAAAGAGAUUCAGAGAGGGGACACUGGCCAGCACAAUCAUCUCUCACGUCAAGAAAUCUCGAAGCCUCCACAUCAUGUGUCAUAUACCAGUCUUUUGUUGGAUCACUGCUACAGUUCUGGAGGACUUCUUCAAACCAUCCCAGAGAGGAGAAGAGGUGCCCAAGACAGUGACUCAGAUGUACAGCCACUUCCUGAGGGUUCAGUCCAUACAGGGGGACAGAAAGUAUCGUGGGAGAGCUGAAACAGAUCCACACUGGAGUUCAGAGAGCACGGAGAUCAUUGUUUCGCUGGGGAAACUGGCUUUUCACCAGCUGGAGAGAGGCCAGCUGAUCUUCUAUGAGGCAGACUUGGCAGAGUGUGACAUUGAUAUCAAAGCAGCCUCAGUAUACUCAGGAGUGUUCACCCAGAUCUUUAAAGAGGAGUGUGGGCUGUACCAGGACAAGGUUUUCUGCUUUGUCCAUCUGAGCAUCCAGGAGUUUCUGGCUGCCCUUUAUGUAUUUCUGCAUCAUAUCAACACUGGUUUCAACCUGCUCUCAGAAGAACUGCCAACAUCCAGGGAAGCUGAACUCCUCCUCUACCAGAGUGCUGUGGACAAGGCCUUACAGAGUGAGAACGGACAUCUGGACUUGUUCCUCCGCUUCCUCCUGGGCCUCUCUCUAGAAACCAAUCGGAUGCUCCUACAAGGUCUGCUGGGACCAAGGGGAAAUACAUUACUGGGAAAUCUAACUAAAAAGGUUCUGCCGGGAAAGACCGAAAGGAGGUCACAGAUCAUUGCCCAAAUAGUCCAUUACAUCAAGGAGAAAAUAGGUGGACAUCUCUCUCAAGAGAAAAGCAUCAAUCUGUUCCACUGUCUGAAUGAGCUGAACGACCGUUCGCUAGUGGAGGAGAUCCAAAAGUACCUGACAUCUGGAAGUAUCUCCAGAGAAUCUCUCUCCUCUGCUCAGUGGUCAGCUCUGGUCUUCAUCUUACUGUCAUCAGAAGAGGAGCUGGACGUGUUUUACCUCAAGAAAUACUCUGCUUCUGAGGAGGGUCUUCUGGGGCUACUGCCAGUGAUCAAAGCCUCCAAAACAUCUCUGCUUAAUGGCUGUAAGCUGUCAGAGAGAUGCUGUAAAGCUCUGGCCUCAGUUGUCAGCUCCAACUCCUCUAAUCUGAGAGAGCUGGACCUGAGUACCAAUGAUCUGCUGGAUUCAGGAGUGAAGCUGCUCUCUGCAGGACUGGAGAGUCCACACUGUACUUUGGAAACUCUCAGGCUGAAUGGCUGUCAGCUGUCAGAGAGAUGCUGUGAAGCUCUGGCCUCAGUUCUCGGCUCCAACUCCUCUAGUCUGAGAGUGCUGGACCUUAGUACCAAUGAUCUGCAGGAUUCAGGAGUGAAGCUGCUCUGUUCUGGACUGGCGAGUCCACACUGUACACUGGAAACUCUCAGGUUGUCUGGCUGCCUGAUCACACAAGAAGGCUGUGCUUCUCUGGCCUCCGCUCUGAGCUCCAACCCCUCCCAUCUGAGAGAGCUGGACCUGAGCUACAAUCACCCAGGAGACUCAGGAGCUACGCUGCUCUCUGCUGGACUGGAGGAUCCACGCUGGAGACUGGACACUCUCAGUGUGGAGCACGGUGGAGUGUGGAGGCUGAAACCAGCUCUAAAGAAGUAUGCCUGUGAGCUCACACUGGACCCAAACACAGCCCACAGACUAUUCUCACUGUCUGAGGACAACAGAAAGGUGACGCGGGUUGAAGAGGACCAGUCGUAUCCUGAUCACCCAGAGAGAUUUGACUCCUGCCCCCAGGUGUUGUGUAGAGUGGGUCUGACUGGCCGCUGUUACUGGGAGGUAGAGUGGGAAGGACAUGUUUAUAUUGGAGUGGCAUACAGAGGUAUCUCAAGGAGAGGAGCGGGUAAUGACAGCUGGCUUGGAUCGAGCAACAAGUCCUGGAGUCUUGUUUGUUGUGAUGAUGGUUACGUUGCCCGUCACAACGGUAGUCAAACAACCAUGCCUCUCCCACCUGCUCACUCUAACAGAGUAGGAGUGUAUCUGGACCGGCCUGCUGGCACUCUGUCCUUCUACAGAUUGUCUCCAGGUCUAGGAGGGUCCUCGGACACACUGACACUCAUCCACACCUUCCACUCCACCUUCAAGGAGGACCUCCUCCCUGGGUUUAGUUUACGGAAGUCUGGUUCCUCAGUUCUGUGUCCAUUUUAGUUACAUUGACAUAAAACACACACACAAAAACAUAUCAUUCAUGAAUCUAUAAACACAUACACACACGUAUACAGACAUAAACACACAUAUGUACAUAGACAUGAACACACAAACACCCACCCACACACACACAUCGUUUAUGAAUCUAUAUACACACACACACACACACACACACACAUACAGACACACACAUACACACAUAUGUACCGAAACAUAAACACACCAACACAUUGUUCAUAAAUCUAUAAAGAUAUCCACACACGCAUAAAAAAACACGAACACACGCGCGCACACACACACGCACACUUAAAAACACACACACACACACACAGACAGAUGUACACAGACAUGUGUAUACAGACAUACACACACACAUACUCAUCGUUCAUUGACAGCAGUUCUGUGUGCCGAUGAGAAGCAGCAGGUAACAUCAGUGUCUCUCGUGGUUCAUCUCUCAGCCCUCUCUGUGUUCAGCUGGGCUGCUGAGCGUCAGAUUAGAGGGGGCCGCUUGGGUCUGGGGGGUCCUCACAGUCCUGACGUUGUUGAGGACCAGCUGUUAGGGGGACGUUUGAAUACCUGUGGACCCAUGGACGUACCUGUGGUGCAUCGGGUUGUUGAGCAGCAGCUGUGGGUGCUCUGAGGGGUCAACCCGUUCAGUGGAAAUACAACACUUUGGGAUUGAUUUAAAUACUCCACUGUACGCCAAAGGAUUCAUUUUAUUGGGCUUCUAAAAGGUUCAGCAUACAUACAUCAAAGGAAUUUUAAGUUCUUCCAUUGGGUUAAGCAGGUUGUACAAAGAUUUACUUUCUAUCGUAAAAAUGUGUUUUAAAUGUUGAUUGAUGGUACAUCAUUUCUUUACUACAAUAUUUUAUAUAUUUUCAACAUCGUAAUAAAGGGAUUUGAUAUCAGUUUUUAUUUUGCCAUGCCUGACAUGGAACGUGAUUUAAAGCAGAUUUAACAACAUGAUCAUAAAUUAUGUUAAGGGUUUUAUGGGUAAGGGUAAAGAUGUUCAUGUGGUGAAUGACUUCAAACUGAAGAUCUUUGUGUUCUAUUGGGAACAACAAGUCAACAUGUUUGGUUAUUAAAGACCUGUUUAUGAUUUUUAAUAUUCAUAAGGCAUAACGUUAAUAAACAACUCAGUUGGUCUA